Passer domesticus (house sparrow) is the source of this 622-nucleotide messenger RNA. Its product is annotated as feather keratin Cos1-2. The transcript has a single exon. Gene Ontology annotation, molecular function: structural constituent of cytoskeleton. The record is from RefSeq and is a predicted model, not a curated record. Gene Ontology annotation, cellular component: intermediate filament. Bases 1 to 306 code for a protein of 101 amino acids. Lineage: Eukaryota; Metazoa; Chordata; Aves; Passeriformes; Passeridae.
AUGUCCUGCUACACCCCGUGCCGGCCCUGCCAGCCCUGUGGCCCCACCCCACUGGCCAACAGCUGCAAUGAGCCCUGUGUCAGGCAGUGCCAGGACUCCCACGUGGCCAUCCAGCCCUCCCCUGUGGUGGUGACCCUGCCCGGGCCCAUCCUCAGCUCCUUCCCACAGAACACUGUGGUGGGAUCCUCCACCUCUGCUGCUGUUGGGAACAUCCUCAGCUGUGAUGGAGUGCCCAUCAACUCUGGGGGCUUUGACCUCUCCUGCAUCACCAACCGCUACAGUGGCAGCAGAUGUCGUCCAUGCUAAAGCCACUGGUGCAGCCCUCACAAGGACCCCCAGGAACCCAGAAGCUGAUGCUGGACUGAGGACAGAGCUUCUGGCCAUCAAAUUCAGAGGUGCUGAGCAACCAAUGCUGCCUUUCUGAAGGAGGGUCGGUAGGGCUCUCUGAAACCAUGGCCAGUUUUUGCUUUCUCUGCCUUACUCUCUCUUCCCUCUCUCUUGUCUUCCAUAUUUCUGGACUGUAAGACUUUCAGAACCUCUCUGGGGGAUCUGCUAACCCCUGCCCACCCACUGUAGGGCAGGCAGAUGGAUGCCCCGUUGGCUCUCCAGUGUCUGUGCCAAA